This is a messenger RNA of Scomber scombrus (Atlantic mackerel), 1509 nucleotides long. It is a transcript of the gene hexa, whose product is annotated as hexosaminidase A (alpha polypeptide). Lineage: Eukaryota; Metazoa; Chordata; Actinopteri; Scombriformes; Scombridae. Gene Ontology annotation, molecular function: beta-N-acetylhexosaminidase activity. Gene Ontology annotation, biological process: ganglioside catabolic process; carbohydrate metabolic process; glycosaminoglycan metabolic process. Gene Ontology annotation, cellular component: membrane. The record is from RefSeq and is a predicted model, not a curated record.
AUGUGGCCAUUACCGCAGACUUUCACUUCAUCAACGGAGCGAUACCCUCUGAACCCCCAAACUUUCUACUUUGGUUAUGGAGGUCAAUCAGCUGCACAGCAGGGCUGCUCUGUUCUGGAUGCUGCAUUCAAGAGAUAUUUUUCUCUUAUUUUUCCAGACUACAUUUCUGGUAGUGUUGUUCUUCGAUUCAAUGAGGAUAAACUAUUUACGUUGGAGAUCACUGUGGACCAUAAUGAUUGUGACAGUUACCCAAAUGAAGACUCUUCUGAGAAAUACAAUAUGAAUGUCUCUGCAAGACAUGCAUCCCUGCAUGCAGAAACUGUGUGGGGUGCUUUAAGAGGUCUGGAAACCUUCAGUCAGCUGGUAUACCAAGAUGAUUUUGGUGCAUACUUUAUUAACAGGACUGAGAUUGAGGACUUCCCCAGGUUUCCGUUCAGGGGAAUUUUGUUGGACACUUCACGUCACUAUCUACCAGUGCAAGCCAUCCUAAAAACUCUGGAUGCAAUGGCCUACAGUAAAUUCAAUGUGUUUCAUUGGCACAUUGUUGAUGACCCCUCCUUCCCAUACCAAAGCCGUACCUUUCCAGACCUCAGCAGUAAGGGGGCUUUCCAUCCGAUGACUCAUGUCUACACACAGUCAGAUGUGAGAAGGGUGAUCUCAUAUGCCAGGCUGCGGGGAAUAAGGGUCCUUCCUGAGUUUGAUACACCCGGCCAUACCAAAUCUUGGGGAAAAGGACAGCCUGACCUGUUGACUCCCUGCUACAAAGGGGGGAUCCCAUCGGGUACUUUUGGUCCUGUUAAUCCAGUGUUACCCUCCACCUACCGGUUCAUGGCAGGACUAUUUAAGGAAGUGUCAUCAGUGUUUCCUGAUUCCUAUAUCCACUUAGGAGGGGAUGAGGUUGACUUCUCCUGUUGGAGAUCCAACCCAGAUAUCCGGGCAUUCAUGAAGAAGAUGGGGUUUGGAGACUUCACCAAACUGGAAGCAUUCUACAUUGAGAACAUUGUGAAUAUCACUAACGCUCUCAAAAAGACAUCCAUUGUGUGGCAGGAUGUAUUUGACUACCAUGAGCGAAUUCCUAAGGACACAAUGCUGCACAUCUGGAAGGGCACCUCAGCUACUUAUAAGUUCAGCAGGAUCACCAAAGCUGGGUUGGGGGUCCUCUGGGCAGCCCCUUGGUACAUCAGCCACAUUUCCUAUGGCCAGAACUGGUGCAACUACUACACUGUGCAGCCAAAGAACUUUUCUGGUACUGAGGAACAAAAGAAGUUGGUGAUAGGGGGUGAGGUCUGCAUGUGGGGGGAAUAUGUUGAUUCCACCAAUCUCAAUCAACGUCUAUGGCCAAGGGCAAGUGCUGCUGCAGAGAGACUUUGGAGUGAUGAGAAAGAGACCUCCAAUGUGGAAAAAGCAUUGCCUCGUUUGCAGGAUUUUCGUUGCAAACUGCUGAGGCGUGGCAUCCAGGCAGAGCCUCUCUAUAUUGGAUACUGCAGACAUGAGUACCAGGGUGUUUGA